AUGGCUCAAAAAUACUUGUCAAAUGAGGUCUACAACAAUGAAAACUGUGAUGCAGAGAGUGCAGAUGAUCUCUGUAUUUCAGCCAUGGCUUACUAUCCUUUCCCAUAUAUGCCUAUGUUAGAGGACAAUGAUUCUACCUGGAUCGAUAUCCUCUCCUUCCCAGAUGAAACAAGAGAUCAUAAGAAGCUGAGGCGAACUAUAACAACUUUUGCUGAUCAUGAAAGCAAAGAUAGUUGUUGUAUUGGCCGCAGCAGCAGCAGCAGCAGCUUGAGUAGCAUGCCAGGGCAGAAUUUCCGGGAUCAUAUAUCCACUUAUAAUCAAAGAUAUCUUGCAGCUGAAGCUGUUGAAGAGGCUGCUGCAGCAGCAGCCAUGAUCAAUGCUGAGGAAGAAGAUGGAAGUGCUGAUGGGAUGAAGCUUGUUCGACUUCUCAUUGCUUGUGCUGAAGCUGUGGCUUGUCGUGACAGAUCACACGCCUCUGUUUUACUCUCUGAGCUUCGAGCAAAUGCUUUGGUUCAUGGCUCUUCCUUUCAGCGUGUGGCUUCUUGCUUUGUCCAGGGCCUUGCUGGUAGGCUGGUCCAACCAUUUGGAGCAGUCGGUUUUGCAGCACCCAUUAUGAACAUAAUGGAUGUUUCCACAGAGAAAAAAGAAGAGGCCUUUAGCCUUGUUUAUGAAAAUUGCCCAAAUAUUAAAUUUGGUCACUUUGUUGCCAACGCAACAAUAUUGGAAGCCUUUGAACGAAAGAGUUUUUUUCAUGUGGUGGAUUUGGGGAUGACCCUUGGUUUGGCACACGGCCAUCAGUGGCGUGGGCUGAUCGACGGCCUUGCCAACCGAGGCAGCGGUCAGCCGCUCUGCCACCUUCGAAUAACCAGCGUCGGUCUUUCCAUUGACCGAUUCCAGAUCAUCGGAGAUGAGCUCAAGAGUUAUGCAAAAAGAAUGGGGAUAAAAUUUGAGUUCUCUGUGGUGAAAUGCAACUUGGAAAAUCUGCAGCCUCAAGACAUCAAAGUGUUUGAGGGUGAAGUUCUAGUUGUGAAUAGCAUCCUCCAGUUGCAUUGUGUAGUCAAGGAAAGUCGAGGAGCUCUUAAUUCAGUCCUGCAGUUAAUUUACAAGUUCUCACCAAGGCUUUUGGUUCUGGUUGAGCAGGAUUCAAGCCAUAAUGGGCCUUUCUUUCUUGGGAGAUUCAUGGAAGCACUGCACUACUACUCUGCAAUUUUCGACUCCCUAGACACCAUGCUACCUAAAUAUGAUACAAAGCGUGCCAAGACGGAACAAUUCUACUUUGCUGAGGAGAUUAAGAACAUUGUGAGCUGUGAGGGGCCAGCAAGAGUGGAAAGGCAUGAGAAGGUGGACCAGUGGCGCAGGAGGCUGAGCAGGGCAGGAUUUCAGGCUGCACCCAUUAAGCAGAUGGCUCAGGCCAAGCAAUGGCUUGGCGAAAAUAAGGCCUUUGAAGGUUACACCAUUAUGGAAGACAAGGGUUCCUUGGUGCUUGGCUGGAAAUCCAGGCCAAUUGUCGCAGUUUCUUGCUGGAAGUGCUAA
Messenger RNA from Corylus avellana, 1533 nucleotides. Its product is annotated as GRAS family protein RAD1-like. Lineage: Eukaryota; Viridiplantae; Streptophyta; Magnoliopsida; Fagales; Betulaceae. The record is from RefSeq and is a predicted model, not a curated record.